Molecule: messenger RNA, 480 nt
Organism: Adineta steineri
Lineage: Eukaryota; Metazoa; Rotifera; Eurotatoria; Adinetida; Adinetidae
Source: the annotation of a GenBank genome assembly
AUGAAAACUCCUUCAGAAAAAUUAACAAAAGAGAAAAAGCCAACAUCUACAAAUAAAGCGGAUGGUAAUACUGCAAAGACAAAAGAUAAAAACAAAAAGCCCUUAAAAGAUUCGAAUAAUCGUGAUACAACAAAAGCUAAAAGAUCUCCACAAAUACGAACACCAUUCGAUAAAGUUCUUGAUAAACUAACACGUUGUGCAUCUUCAUCACCUUCAUUAGUAGAAGUAAUGGAAGAAAAUCUUAAAGAACUUCAAACAGAUGCAAAAUAUACGGCACUUUUUCAAGCUGCACCACAUACAGCAGCAUUUAUAAAAAAGAAAAAUAAAGAUUCAUCUAAAUUUAUUACUGGAUUACGUCAAGCUCUUGGUUUUGAUUGGUCAAAUCCAGCUUGGAAAUCAACGGAUGAAAUCGAUACACUCUUUCGUCCAUUUAAACAACAAUUUGUUUAUGCUAUGAUGAGAUUUAAUUGUACUUCUUAA